AUUAAAAUUUUAUUAUUUCAAAUUGAAUACCAACAAAAUAAUUAUACGUCAAUUUAGUUGCAAUGCCGGUGUCCAUUUCGCCGAACUUGAGUAAUUUCAAUGUCCUUGAAGCGAUGAAUUCGCAAAGAUUUGCAUAACUUCGCAGGUGCUUCUUGAAUGGCGGCUGAUAAGGCAGAAGCUCUCGGCAUUUAUUCAGCUCCGAUAUGAAUGACAAAUUACUCAGGUCUAUCAUUCAGUUAGAUGGAAUCAUUUCAUUAACUGGAUAAAAGGUCGAGAGGACGUUCAUUUUCCUUCACAUCAAUUCAUUUCUGAUUAACGGCUCUUAUUCUGACGACAGGUAAGAUUCACCUGCAGCGCGAUGCAAAUCUUAGUCAAAAGAUGAAUUAAUUGCUUCUGAGUCACGAUGAGCAGCGGUGAGCCAGGACACCUGCUGGAAAAUAUCGCCAAGUUUCGUGAUCGCGGCGCCCCCCGCGGGUCAUUUAACCUGGCGGUGGCCGACGCAGGGCUCAGUGCCGCAGCAACCUCCAACGACUUGACACGAAAAAUCAACGCCUCAUCUCAUCAACUCAACGCCUCAUCUCAUCAACUCAACGCCUCAGCAACUGAAAACAUCGCCAUGAAGCUGAUUAUACCGGUGAUGCUGAUGCUGGUGGGAGCCGCUGUCUCCGCCAAGGAAGCAGAAGGAGAUGCAGCCAUGGAGUCACGAGGAAUUAGUAAGUGGAUCUUCAUUGGCAAACAUGUCUCGUAUCGUAGGUAUUGCAGAGCUUAGAUAUAUGUGGAAACCGCAAUCCAAUCUUGCUGAAGAAAUGCUCUCUUUAAUUAUGAGCUACUGACAACCGGAUAU
This is a messenger RNA of Hyalella azteca, 844 nucleotides long. RefSeq lists its product as uncharacterized. The record is from RefSeq and is a predicted model, not a curated record. The coding region runs from base 404 to 769 and encodes 121 amino acids. The transcript is spliced from 3 exons. NCBI's taxonomy places the organism in Eukaryota, Metazoa, Arthropoda, Malacostraca, Amphipoda, Hyalellidae.